CUCUGUUAGUGUUGCUGACGAGACGCUGAAAGCAGGUUCUCCCUUUCCAGCUGAUCGACCCAUUUGAUCAGCUCCUGGUGGAACAUCGUCAUGACCUGACGAAUUGUCCCUUUCCUAUUUAAUCAUGAAUGACAAGCUGGUUUUUCUGGGCCUCCUGUACUUUGUGCAGGGGAUCCCCUAUGGUCUCCAGUCCUUGUUGCUCCCUGUCUACCUCCGUGGGGCGGGCCACUCCCUCACCCACAUCGGCUUGACCAAAAUCCUCUACUUCCCCUGGGUGCUCAAGGUCCUCUGGGCACCCCUGGUGGACCGUGUGGGCACCAAGCGGCGCUGGCUGGUGGCCACGGUCUCUGGCCUGGCGCUUACUUGUCUCUCCAGUGCCGCUCUGGCCCCGGAGGCCCACAUCUGGGGAGUGGUGGGGACUCUGCUGGCCAUGAAUGCCCUGGCGUCGGUUCAGGACAUCACAGUGGACGGGGCUGCUGUGGGACUGCUGAAGGGCCGUAGCGAGCUGGGCCUGGGCAACAUGGCUCAGGUGGUGGGCUACAAGGCCGGCUCGGUGUUCGCCGGGGGCGGGCUCCUGGCUGUGAUUGACGUGGCUGGGUGGGGCCCUAUGUUUAUGCUGUUGGCCUUUGUGUACUUCGGGGUGGCACUGUUUGUGUUGGGGGCCCCCGUGCUGGACAAUGAGCUGUUGAGGGGCCAGGCAGAGGGGAGGAAGGGGGUCCAGUCGGACGCUGUGCAUCCCUGGAGGGUGUGGCGGAAGCUGCUGUCAGUACCUGGGACGCCCUGGACCAUGAUCUACGUUCUCACAUACAAACUGGGUAAAUCUGCUAGUCAGUCUUUCAGUAGUCAGAGGCAGCACUCUCCUGUUAGCGUUCAGAUAGUUAGCGUUCAGAGGCAUCUCCUGUUAGCAGAGGCAGCACUCUCCUAUGAACAGCACUCUCCUGUUAGCGUUCAGAGGCAGCACUCUCCUGUUAGCGUUCAGAGGCAGCACUCUCCUGUUAGCUCCUGUUACGCCAACUGCGUUCAGAGGCAGCACUCUCCUGUUAGCGUUCAGAGGCCAUCACAUGACAGCACUCUCCUGUUAGGGUUCUGGAGGCAGCACUCUCCUGUUAGCGUUCAGAGGCAGCACUCUCCUGUUAGCGUUCAGAGGCAGCACUCUCCUGUUAGCGUUCAGGCAGCACUCUCCUGGUUCAGAGCCAGCACUCUCCCAGUUCAUAUUGGCUCUCUGAUGAGGCGUGUGUUUGUGAUGCGGACUGUCAGUAUGGUGUUCCAGAGCUCCCUCCUGACCAUACUGGAACCUUCCCCGCUCAUGAAAGGUAUGGCCGUGUUGAGUUUGAGCAUUCAGCACUUCCUGGGAGGCCUCAUCACAACGCUCACUUUCACAACCAUGAUGCACUGCACACAGAGAGCGGAGGAGAGUGUACAGGCCACCCACUACAGUUUCCUGUCCACUCUGGAGGUACUGGGGAAGCUGAUGUUCGGUGCCCUGGCAGGGGGCCUGGUGGACUGGGUGGGUUUCCCCACUGCCUUCCUCCUUUUCCUGGUCCUCUCUGCUGGAACAGCCCUCCACAUCUGGAAGGCCACAGACACAGGGGCCCUCAGGGAAGAGCCCAAGUGAUCAGCUUUUUGUUCUAGCCUUUACUAACACAUCAGAUCAAGCUACUCAAGGGGUCGAUAAUCAGUUGACUCGUUGAACAAGCUGUGUGAGUGUAGGGUUGGAACAAAAACCUCCACACCCUAUAGGUGUCCAGGACUAGGGAUGGUGAUCACUGAGAUUGAGGAGGAAGUAGUGUGUUGCAUGAGUGCGAAGCAAAUUCUGUCGUACGUCGGCGUCCUAGAAAAACUCUGUAUCUCACUUUUUUUUAACAUAAAUUGAAAGUUUCACAGAACAUUCCACUCCAUGUUCUGUGAAAGAUUGAUGAAUCUAGUACUAAUAUAAGUAAUUCAAAGCCAUGUGAAUUCCCAUUAAUAUAUGGCAACAACAACAUUGUUUCAGAUUCCUGAAAAGUAAACUUUUUUGUACAAGAUUUUUCCAGGACACUGAUUAGUAGCUAUAUUGAGUUGGGAGAUUGGAUCAGUAGCAUAAGGGAUAGGGAGGACAAUAAAUGGGAAAGCUGUUAAGGGGUUGUUGGAGAACAUACAGUACCAUCUGAGCCAUUUUCAUAUUUGCCAAGGCUGCAGUAAAAUGUAAUCCAGCAGUUAUACUUAGUCAUUGAUUAGCCUGCGAUGAAGGUUAUAUAUGUCAUAUCAGUUUCCUUUUUGAACUUGUUCUGUGGUGACGUUUAUGAAUGAAUCCCUACUACCUCUUAUCAACACUGUAAGAUACGCAGAAGAGUCUAGUGAGCAGUAGAAUACAACAUUUGCUAGCUAGUGUGCAAUUUUGAUUAGAGGUAGCUAGCUUGAACCAUUACUCUGCUAUCCUAGGUUAGUUGUUAGCGCAAUUAGAGAACCAGGUCAGACUUUAUUUAUAUAGUCUGGAUUUUCCAUCUGUAGAUGCUCUACAGAUGGUCAUACUAUCAACAAACUAUCUGUUGAUAAGCAACUGCUUGCUAUGGUUACUGUUAGGUUUAGGGUUAAGGUUAGGGUACGGUCUAAGCUUAGGGUUAUGAUUAAGUUUAGGGUUACAGCUAGGGUUAGUAGAUAGUUAGUUGAAAUGUUACUGAUGGUCUAUAUCUACAGAUGGACUAUCCAAAUAAAGUAUUACCGAGAACAGUACUGUAGCCUUACAUUUUGUAUGGUGGUUAGUUUUACAAGAUUGGCAAAAAAAAUAUGAAAAAAUGAUAUUUAUAUGUAAUUUGACAUAUAUGCUGAUUGUUUUACUACCUGCUGAUAUUGCUUGUUUGAGUUGUUAAAUAAUGUGUAAAGUUCUUGAGAAUAACACACACCUUAUCUAAUCACAGAUGGUGCAGUUCAUUUGACUGGUGAGAGGCGUCUACUGGCAAAAGGACUGAAAUAUUCAACCAAUGCCUCACACUGAUUGAAUACCAUCUGUCUUUUGUUUACCGUAUCACACAUUGUGAUGGCUGAAUUACAAUAUAACAGAUAGUCACAGGGAUGACAAUCACAGGGGACAAGUCAAAGGGAUGACAGUUCAGAGGUGGCAUAGUGACACAAGGCCUAGGCAGUUUCAGAUAGAACCAGAGCAGCCAUGUUAUCAACUGUCAUGAUCAGCAAGGUCACUUUGACCAAUACAGCCAAGUCCACGCUAAUGUAAAGCACCUGUUGCAAAGCACACCCCUGCCUCUGACAUGCUGAGAGAUUGUCACAAAAUAAAACUGCUACCCAAAUGUCAUAUCCUGUAAUAAUCCUCUACCUGAACGUACCUGUUUUUAAUACUGUCACUUUGGCAUCAGUCUAAAAAAGAAUCAUAGUAAGCACCUGUACAUUUGAAAGAUAGAAGCAUAAAGUUAAUAUAUCAUACAAAUUAUAUCCAGCCGACUGAAUAAGAUUUAGGCUUGCCAUUGUUGGGGACAUUACACCAUGCCAAAUCUCGGGACACAAUUAUGUCUUCCUCACACACGUCUAUCAUAUAUCAGGAUCCUCCUGAUAACCAUAGCU
Molecule: messenger RNA, 3555 nt
Organism: Oncorhynchus masou masou (cherry salmon)
Lineage: Eukaryota; Metazoa; Chordata; Actinopteri; Salmoniformes; Salmonidae
Product: major facilitator superfamily domain-containing protein 3-like
Exons: 8
Coding region: 125-1615 (496 amino acids)
Cellular component (GO): membrane
Molecular function (GO): acetyl-CoA transmembrane transporter activity
Source: RefSeq, a predicted model, not a curated record